CAGACCUACCUCACUCAGGUGGUAAACAAGGGAAGGUUUCAGAAAGUGGGGGACACGUUGACUGUCCAAGCAGGUGAUACGUUAGAGCUGAGGUGUAAAGGAAAUCCUGUCCAGUGGGCUGUUCCUGCAUAUCUAGAAGAGGAUGAUGAAGGACGACUCAGGACAGUUCAGCAUGAACAUUAUGGUACACUGAUUUUGGCAAAUGCAACAGCGGCAGAUACAGGGGAGUUCACCUGCUAUCCCAUGUACUGUGAGGAUCAAGACUGCAGAAAACAGUAUGAUAAAGGAGUCAAAGUCUUCAUCUUUUUCUCAGACCCUCAGGAGUUGUUUGUACCUUCUGCUGACUAUUACAAGGUCAUUCAGCUUCGCACUAACUGGCCCACCGUCCUGCCCUGUCAGGUGACGUCUCCACAAGCAAAGGUGACUUUACACCGGGAAUUUCCUCCAUUGGAGGUGAAGGUGGAUGGACGAGAAAUCUCCUUUGAUGUCAAGAAGGGUUUCACCAUCCACAGACCGAAGCAGUAUCAUGCUGGAUCUCUGUACUGUGUGGCAAGCCUGGGGAACCUUCGCCAGAGCUCAACCACAUACAUGCUCAUCUAUGUCAACUAUCCAGCCGCCCCUCCGUUCCCUGCGAUCCAGACCUCCUCUGACACUGUGGUAGUGGGACAGAAUCUUCAGGUGACAUGCACUGUGAUAGGAGAGCAGGACGUGGUGGUGGACUUUACCUGGGAAUAUCCUGGACAAAAGAUUGGGCGCCCGCUGUACACCCAGGACAGUGUGCAGACAGUGCAAGUGGACGGACAGAACCGACAGCGAACUCAGAUAACACUGCUGGUGGAUGAGGUCAGAGAGGUUGACCAAGGAACAUACACCUGCACAGCUCAAAACCUAGAGGGUUCAAGGUCUGCAUCAACCACUGUCAAAGUGCAGUCAGCACGAACCACCAUCAAGCCUAAGAAGCCAUGAAGUCCUUCAGAGAAAUCCUAUAGAAACCUGAAAACCUGGAUCAUGCCAGUCAGAUAUUCUUAGCUAUAACAUGCUAUACUAAAUGGCUGUACAAUAACCAGAACGAUCCUCACAGAACACUAUUUUUUUCCUCUUUUGAGAAGACACACGUCAGGUGGAACAGAGCAAAGUGUAAAUAGUGCUUAGAUUAGAUAGUAUGUGCAUUCCCAUUGUUUUACUGACCCCUACAACAAGAAAGGGGAUUGUAAACAGUAUAUGUGAGAAUAUAAAUGUC
Sinocyclocheilus rhinocerous is the source of this 1240-nucleotide messenger RNA. Its product is annotated as platelet-derived growth factor receptor-like protein. The transcript has 5 exons. The annotation marks the transcript as partial. NCBI's taxonomy places the organism in Eukaryota, Metazoa, Chordata, Actinopteri, Cypriniformes, Cyprinidae. The record is from RefSeq and is a predicted model, not a curated record.